AUGACCGACAAGAUGCAGUUCAAAGAUGAACCCCAGACCCCAACCUCUGACAUCGCCAAUGGGUCCAUCAUUGGAAGAGAUGUUGACUGGACGCCCGAGGAAGAGGCUGCUGUCAGACGCAAGUUUGAUUUUACCAUCACGCCCUUAGUGACUUUGCUGUAUAUGCUCUGUGCCAUUGACAGGGCCAAUGUCGGCAACGCUCGCAUUGAGGGCAUGAGUGAUGAACUCAACCUCGUCGGCUACCGAUAUAACAUUCUCUUGACUGUCUUCUUCAUUUUCUACUUGGCCGUGGAGAUCCCUAGCAAUGUCAUUCUCAAGAACGUUGGCCCUCGAUGGUAUUUGCCCGCCCUUGUCUUUUGCUUCGGAAUGGUCUCUCUCUGCACCGCCUUUGUCGAGUCGUACGCUUCGAUGCUUGUCGUCAGAGCUAUCCUGGGCAUCUUUGAAGGUGGCGCCAUGCCUGGAACGGCCUUCUUCCUGAGCUGCUUCUACAAGAAGACUGAGCUAUUCUUCCGCAUGAGCAUCUUCAUCGCGUCUAGUUCCCUGGCUAGCUCGUUUGGUGGCCUCCUGGCUGCGGGGCUUUCCAAGAUUCCACCCUGGGGAGCUAGUGCCAUGCUCAUCCAUCGGUGGAGGAAUAUCUUCUUCUUUGAAGGCUUGAUCACCGUCCUCGUUGCUGCGGUUGCUCCAUUCUUGAUGCCCCAGAGCCCCGGAACAUACAAGUUCUUGACUGACCGACAACGCUACAUUGCCGCAGAGCGUCUCCUGCGCGAGAAUGCCAACGUCCGUGAAGAAAAGGUCACCUGGAAGCAUGUGCAGCGUGCCAUCUUCAACAUCCACACCAACGUCUGCGCCUGGUGUUUCUUCUGCACCAACAGUGCCGUUCAAGGCUUUGGAGCUUUCAUCCCGACUAUCCUCCGCGAAUUUGGUUGGACUUCGACCGAGGCCCAGCUCAAGUCGGUACCUCCGUAUCUCGUGGCGUGCUGUGUUACCAUUGCCCUCGGCUACCUGAGUGACCGAACCAACAAGAGAGGCAUCUUUAUGGCUGGCAUUCUGCCCUGCUCUAUUAUUGGUUUCUCUAUCCUGAGGUUCUCGACCAACACAGAUGCCAAGUACGCCGCUGUCUUCCUCAACGCCAUCGCUUGCUUUGGAGCUAGUAGUGGAUUCCUCAGCUGGGGAAUCAACAAUGCCGGUAGUCCAGCCGUGGCGGCUGUUGCCGGUGGCUACAUGGUCAUGGUGGGAAGUAUGGGAGGUGUCUUGUCUACUUGGACUUAUCUAUCGCGUGACUCCCCGCUCUUCCACACCGGUCACACCAUCAACCUGUCUCUUCAGUGCUUCUGCUUCUGUCUGGCUUGCUUCGGCCUUGCCCACUGCGUCUACGACAACAAGCUUCGUGCUAGGGGCGGAAGAGACGACAGGAUUCAGGGACUCACCGAGGAGGAGAAGCUGGCACUUGGUCACCGAAACCCGGAGUUCCGCUAUAUGGAGUGA
Messenger RNA from Fusarium keratoplasticum, 1485 nucleotides. Its product is annotated as MFS domain-containing protein. The coding region runs from base 1 to 1485 and encodes 494 amino acids. Gene Ontology annotation, cellular component: membrane. The record is from RefSeq and is a predicted model, not a curated record. NCBI's taxonomy places the organism in Eukaryota, Fungi, Ascomycota, Sordariomycetes, Hypocreales, Nectriaceae. The transcript has 9 exons. Gene Ontology annotation, molecular function: transmembrane transporter activity. Gene Ontology annotation, biological process: transmembrane transport.